AUGCUUGUCUCCGAGAUCGCGUGUGGAGUCCUAGUCGGCGUGCUGUGGGGAGUCACAAAUCCACUUAUCAAGCGGGGCGGCCAGCUCGUUGAAAAGCGCAAGGCAGAGGCGGCUACAAGUGCCGGUGGGGGGGUGCCUGGUUGGGCGGCAGAUUGGGCCGCGCUGCUGUCCACGCCGUCCUUCCUGGUCCCUCAAGUCAUCAAUCAGUGCGGCAGCGCCCUGUUCGUGCUGCUCCUCGGCGGCGACGCCCGCCUGUCGACCGUCGUGCCCCUCGCCAACGCCACCAGCCUGGCGGCCAACGCCCUCGCUGACGUGGCGCUCGGCGAGCGCUACCGCGUGCAGCUGCUGCUGCCCAGCGUCGCCCUGGUCGCGGGCGGCCUGCUGCUCUGCUCCUCCGCAUGA
Monoraphidium neglectum is the source of this 402-nucleotide messenger RNA. RefSeq lists its product as hypothetical. The record is from RefSeq and is a predicted model, not a curated record. The coding region runs from base 1 to 402 and encodes 133 amino acids. Lineage: Eukaryota; Viridiplantae; Chlorophyta; Chlorophyceae; Sphaeropleales; Selenastraceae. The transcript is spliced from 2 exons.